Penicillium chermesinum is the source of this 1353-nucleotide messenger RNA. RefSeq names its product putative aminotransferase family protein (LolT). The coding region runs from base 1 to 1353 and encodes 450 amino acids. The record is from RefSeq and is a predicted model, not a curated record. The transcript is spliced from 3 exons. Lineage: Eukaryota; Fungi; Ascomycota; Eurotiomycetes; Eurotiales; Aspergillaceae.
AUGACCAUCGCUAGUGAGCCUACUCCCUUUGGGAAACCGAUGCUGAAGUACUGGGCAUUCGACCCAUCAUACAAAAACCUCAACAAUGGUUCAUUUGGUGCACACCCUUUGCCAGUUCGCGAUGUCCAUAGAGCUUUCUUGGACCUUGCAGACAAACGCCCCGAUACAUACAUCAGGAAGCUUCACGCCGAUUACCUAGAGCAAGCACGCAUUGAAGUUGCCGAAGUGAUCAACGCUCCCAAAGACGAGUGCGUGUUUGUCAAGAACGCCACCACUGGGGUAUAUACUGUUCUAUACAACCUGAAGUUCCAGGCUGAUGAAACCGCCAUUUUAUUCGACGGUGUGUAUGGCGCCGUAGAGAAGGGUGCAGUUUCACUCCAAGAGCACGGCACCCUCAAAUACCGAAAAGUGAAAUUCACCUACCCCAUUGGAGAGGACGAACUCGAAAAACGCUUUCGCGAAGUAGUGCGCAAGGCCCGCGAAGAAGGCCUCAAAGUGAAAGCGGCGGUAUUUGACAUUAUUGUGAGCAACCCAGGACUCCGGUUCCCGUUUGAGCGAUUCAUUCGAGUCUGUCGUGAGGAGGGGAUCUUGAGUGUAAUUGAUGGAGCCCACGGCAUCGGGCAUAUCAAGUUGGACAUGAGCAUAUUGCAACCCGACUUUUUCGUCUCCAAUUGCCAUAAAUGGCUUUACACACCUCGGAGCUGUGCCGUUCUCUAUGUGCCAAAGCGUAAUCAGCAUCAUUUGCGGUCAACGGUCCCAACUUCUUGGGGGUUUAUUGCCGGUGAUGCCUCGCCAGCAACUGGUGCCUCGGUCCUGAAAGACCCGUCAAGUCCGCAAAAGACACCGUUCGAAGAACUCUUUGAGUUCGUCGCGACCACCGAUGACUCUCCCUAUGUCUGCGUUCCUGCAGCCCUGAAGUUCCGGCGUGAGGUGUGUGGCGGCGAAGACGCGAUUAUAGCAUAUAACGAGAAACUCGCCAACGAGGCCGGUGAUGCCGUCGCCAAGAUCUUAGCGACAGAAGUUCUUCAAGAGCCUGACUUGAAGCCUGGAGAGGUCAGCAAUAUGCGUCGAUGUGCCAUGUCUACCGUGCGCCUGCCUAUCGCUGUGGCCGACGGAACGGAUCCCGUUCCAGGAGCCAUGGCUACGAUCUCGGUGGACGAAGCGUCUCGUGCUUUUGCGUUCAUACAGCGUACGCUCAUGCAAGAGUACGAUACUUUUGUUCCGACGUUCCAGCAUGGUCCGUGGCUAUGGACGCGCUUGAGUGCGCAGACUUGGCUGGAGAAAAGUGACUUUGAGUGGCUGGGAGGCGUUCUGCAUGAGCUGUGUGGGCGGAUUGCUCGUAAAGAGUACUAA